CAGCCGCUGCUCUGAGAAUUGAUCGUGAGCAGCUGGCCAGGCUGUUGCGCCUCGGCCACUGAAGAUAUGAUCAUCUUAAUUUACUUAUUUGUCUUGGUGUGGGAAGAGGCUCAAGGAUGGGGAUUCAAGAAUGGGAUUUUUCACAACUCCAUAUGGCUUGAACAGGCAGCAGGCGUGUACCACAGAGAAGCUCGGUCCGGCAAGUACAAGCUCACCUACGCAGAAGCUAAGGCGGUGUGUGAAUUUGAAGGCGGCCGUCUCGCCACCUACAAGCAGCUAGAGGCAGCCAGAAAAAUUGGAUUUCAUGUCUGUGCUGCUGGAUGGAUGGCCAAGGGCAGAGUUGGAUACCCCAUUGUGAAGCCAGGGUCCAAUUGUGGAUUUGGAAAAACUGGUAUUAUUGACUAUGGGAUCCGUCUCAACAGGAGUGAAAGAUGGGAUGCCUAUUGCUACAACCCACAUGCAAAGGAGUGUGGUGGUGUAUUUACAGAUCCAAAGCGAAUUUUUAAAUCUCCAGGCUUCCCAAAUGAGUAUGAUGAUAACCAGAUCUGCUACUGGCACAUCAGACUCAAGUAUGGUCAGCGUAUUCACCUGAGCUUUUUGAAUUUUGACCUUGAGUAUGACCCAGGCUGUUUGGCUGACUACGUUGAAAUAUAUGACAGUUAUGAUGAUGUCCAUGGCUUUGUAGGAAGGUACUGUGGAGACGAACUUCCAGAAGACAUUAUUAGCACAGGGAACGUCAUGACCUUGAAGUUUCUGAGUGAUGCUUCAGUGACAGCAGGAGGUUUCCAAAUUAAAUAUGUUACAGUAGAUCCUGCAUCCAAAUCCAGUCAAGGAAAAAAUACAAGUACUGUUUCUGGAAACAAAAACUUUUUAGCUGGAAGAUUUAGUCAUUUGUAAACCAAACCAAAAAAAAUUUCAAAAUACAAUGUUUUUGUUUGUAUCUUUUGGGAUAUCUUUGAUCUCAUUGUUAUAUUGUUACUACUGUUAACAUUUAUUUAUUACUUUUCUAAAUGUGAAAGCAAUACCUAAUUUUGGGAAUAUUAGAAAUUCAGAAGAUUUUAAAUAAUAAAAUCUCUCAUAAUCCCACUGCAUAGAAAUAAUAAGCAUUAACAAUUUUUUAUAAAUUUUUCUUUCAGUUUUUUAUUUGUGGUAUAUGUAUAUAUGUAUCCAUAAGUAUUUGUAUUUUGAAAUUUUAGAAUCCUGACCUAUGUACAGUUUUAUAUCUGGGAUUUUAAAAAUUUUAUACCUUAAGCAUUUUCCCCAAUCAUCAACUAUUCUGUGAAAACAUGUUUUUAACAGCUGUAAAAUAUUCCUUACUACGAUUCUUCCAUACUUUAUUAAACCUAUCUUUAUUGUUGAAAUUUUAGGUUGUUUCCAUAUUGCUGCAAUAAAUAUCCUUAAACACA
This is a messenger RNA of Oryctolagus cuniculus (rabbit), 1406 nucleotides long. It is a transcript of the gene TNFAIP6, whose product is annotated as TNF alpha induced protein 6. Gene Ontology annotation, biological process: negative regulation of inflammatory response; cell adhesion. Lineage: Eukaryota; Metazoa; Chordata; Mammalia; Lagomorpha; Leporidae. The record is from RefSeq and is marked provisional. Gene Ontology annotation, molecular function: hyaluronic acid binding.